AUGGUCAAAGGGACAUCACAAACUAUCGUCACUGGCGUUAGCCAUUCACCUCACGGUUCCCACCAUAGCACAUAUAGUGUUGCCAGUCCAAACACUAGUAGCCCUACUGGGUCUAGCCCUCUCACAAAGAUUGUGGUCGCGCAAGUCUUUUUAUUACUAAGUACAAUUAAGGAAGACAAAGACCGCACCAAGUGGGAGCAACAAGUCGAACAACUCCGAAAGUUAAUCGAUGCACACGGGAUGGAAGUAUUUCAAAAAUAUUUCAGUCGGCUAGUGGUCGGAAAUGCUCAUCAGAUUUUCCCUGGUAUCAGUCGGCAAGUAACAACACCUGGAAAUUAUCCUAUUCUCGUAACUGAAAUCCGAAAAAUAAGUCACGAUGUCGAUCAGGCAGGAAAGAUAGCAGAAUCAAUAGAAUUGGCAAAUGAAGAUAUCUUUCGGGACUUUGAUCUCUCCACAUUCAUGGAACAUUUCAAGCUAGAUGCUCUAGAAAAAACGAUUCUCGCUCUAGCUUUCAAAGCCGUAUCAAAAUCAGAUUUAAAAGCGAAAGCUGAUGCUAUUAUAUCCAACAACUAUGCUCAAUUUCUCCAAAUUCUUUCACGAAAAACUAGUGAGGCACUCCCGACUAAUUUUAUUGCUACGAUUAUCGAUCGGUUAAUACAAACCAACCCUACCAGUUUCGACCAAAAAGCGCGGACUGAACUAGCUCUUGCCGUUCGAUAUCGAUAUGAUAACCGUGAAUCAGAUCAUAAUCCCCCAUCAUCCGUCCUCGCUGCGUUAUACUUGUUGAAAGUACUUGGUGACAAAAACUCUUUACCCCAUUAUAUGCACAGAAUCGGUGCAACAAUAACUCAAAAUCAAGAUGCGUGUGUGGAAUACCUUCACAACUUGGGUCAAAAAUUUACUGAAGAGCAAGUGUCCGCUGCAAUUAUUUACGCCACAAUCAGCCAAACGAUAAAGUUCAACAUUGAAGUGCUCGUCUCCAGCUUCCGUCAAGAGGUUUCAUCUGUCUUUGAUUGGUCCAAAGUUAUUUCGUUCUUUGACCAGCAACAGUUAAGAAUUACUCAACAACAAUUUUUGGCUCUAUAUAAAGCAAUGUAUCCGCUUGCAGUAGAUGGAAUUAUCGACAUUCAACAGAUGUGGGGUGGAAAAUGGCGUAAUACGGAGACUCAACUAUCGUUUAUAUCGGCAUACGCCGCUUUGGACUCAUCGGAACUAGACGCCACAACAAUUCCAGGGCUUCAAACUACGUUCAAACUUGAAGAUUACGCUCAAUUAUCCCCACAAUCUCGAAAACGCGCUGCCUAUGCAGUAACCGAUCCACUCAUAUCUGUCGCAGCACUGGAAGCAUUAUUUCACGUAGCUUUACACGAAACGACUGCAUCAGAGACUCCCGAGGCGAAAAGACUCUUCGCGCAGGUUGUACUUCCUAAAUUAGACAUUUUCAUGGUUUCAGCCUUCGGUGUGCCCAAACCUUGGCCCAUUUUAGCAAACGACACACUCCUAGGACUUUUUGAUAGGUAUUUAACUCAAGCUGAUUCUCAUCGUGAUUUUGUGCUUGAGAGUCUAUGGCGGAAAGACUGUGGAUGGGUGGCUCAGCGCCUAGUUGAUGCUCAUGGAAAGACACCUUUACGCCUUCCUAUAAUCCUUGAGCAUGCUGCAAGGUACAAAUGGCUUGAUGACUUAACUUCGAUGCACAACGGAUUCGGACUUGACUUGGCAGCAGUUGCACACGCUCGGGGUCUUCUAGACUUAGAUGAAUGGAGCCGUAAUGUUCCUAGUGUCAGGAUUCCUGACUUUGCUCAAUCACUUCGAAAAUUUCUGGACAUUAAAGCUAGCCAUGAGUUAAGUUUUCAGCGAACUGGUGAGCUUUCGAGUGUAAUGUUACCCGUCAAAACCAUAGCAGCUUUAUUGAAUGUGGUCGAGGAUAUUUUACCCAAGUCGCCUGCUCAAGACUGGAUUGCCGUUCAGCGCCGAUGCAUUACAGCCUACCCUCGGCUUAUUAAUUAUAAUGAAGGGUUCAACGAUAUUAUAGAUGCCAACGGGGCCGAAACUAACUAUCUUCCGAUCUCCGCCAACGAAAAGAUGGAAGAGCACUACAAGCGUAUGUACAAUGAUGAUCUACAAGUACGAAAUGUUGUUGAUGCACUAGAGAGCUACAAGAGAUCUAGAGAUCCAUCUGAUCAGGAAGUAUUUGCCUGUAUGAUUCAUGGACUUUUUGAUGAGUUUGCCCUCUACGGUACAUAUCCUCUUGAAGCCCUCGCGACAACUGCAGUAUUAUUUGGUGGUAUCAUAUCGCGAAGGCUUAUAGAUAACCUUCCACUCGAGAUUGGACUAGGUAUGAUCCUUGAAGCUGUUCGUGACCAUACACCAGACGAUUCAAUGUUCAAAUUUGGUCUGCAGGCUUUGAUGCAACUAUUGUCGCGCUUGCGAGAAUGGCCAAGUUUUUGUGUCAAGCUUCUUCAAACUUCCUAUCUCCAAGGUACGGAAGCAUGGAAGGUAGCAGAGGAGGCGAUUCGGACACAGCAAGAAGAAGAGUCUCGAAAAUUUCAAACGAAUGGCGUAGGUAUGAAUAAUGGAAAUCUGGACGAAAUACUAGUAGCCGAUUCAAGCGCCCCACAAUUCAGCUCGCUCCAUGUAGACGCGUCUCCAUUCAUCUAUGAAGAUCCUGAUGGCGCUACUCAAGAUAAAAUUCUGUUUGCGUUAAAUAACAUGACUGCAGAAAACUUGGAAAGAAAGUUUGCUGAACUACAAUCUAUCAUUGAAGAUCAAAAUCACCAAUGGCUAGCGAGUCACCUAGUUUCCCAGCGUGCUAAAAUGGAGCCGAAUUUUCACAAGUUGUAUCUUAAUCUGCUUAAGCUCUUUGGAAAAAAAAAUCUGUGGGCCGAAAUUCUUCGUGAGACUUAUGUCUGUGCAUUCAGAUCUCUGAAUUCAGAUGCUACUCUUUCACCAAACGGUGCAACGGAACGGGUACAUCUCAAGAAUUUAGCUGCAUGGCUAGGUUUACUAACUCUAGCUCGUGACAAGCCUAUCAAACAUAGCAAUAUUUCAUUCAAGCAACUUUUAGCAGAAGCAUAUCAAACAAAUCGACUUGUUAUCGUUAUUCCCUUUGUUUGUAAAAUCUUGGGGCAAGGAAAGGACUCUACAAUAUUUAAACCACCUAAUCCAUGGAUAAUGGACAUAGUUCGAGCACUUAGGGAGCUUUACCUUGGAGCAGAUUUAAAACUUAACCUUAAAUUUGAGAUUGAGGUUCUAUUUGGUGAACUUUCUAUCGACCCUAAAAGUAUCGAGCCCUCUGAUGAAAUAAUGAGCCGAAUCCCUGGAAUUGAUAGUGCAGACUCACUAAUCGGCCCUGUUCCUAUCGAUAGAUACGACAACUUAUCACCCAAUGAGAUUGGGGGUGUUAGUGGUGCAAGAUUCUCUCCUCAGGAAAUCACAUCCUCAAUUCCUGAUUUAGGCCCCAUGCUUAUAUAUCCUCCAACUAAUGAGAUAGUAAAUCAAAGUCAACUUCAAGAGAUAGUUCGAAGUGCGACGACUCGCGCUGUGUGUGAGAUUAUUUCUCCUGUUGUAGAACGCUCUGUCACUAUAGCUGCAAUAUCUACUGCCCAGAUGAUUAAAAAAGAUUUCGCUACUGAACCUAAUGAGGCCAAAGUACGCUCUGCGGCAAUUCUCAUGGUCAAAAAGACUGCAGGCAGUCUAGCUCUAGUGACAUCAAAAGAGCCUUUGCGGGCUAGCAUGACAAACUAUAUAAGAGCACUUUCUAGUGAGUUACCUCAAGGUCUACCUGAGGGCACCAUUAUCAUGUGUGUAAACUCGAACCUUGAUCUAGCCUGUAGUCAGGUAGAAAAGAAAGCAGAGGAACGAGCGAUUCCUGAAAUUGAAGAGAUAAUUGAGCCAGAACUGGAGGCCCGUCGUGUUCACAGAAUGACUCGACCAGAUAGUCCUUACAUGGAUAUAGGAUUGAGUCGAUGGGCGUUAACUAUACCUAACCCUUACAAGCUACAGCCUAAUCUAAAUGGGCUAAAUCAGGACCAGAUCGCUAUCUACGAUGACUUUGCUCGGUCGCGGCUCCAGCCCACAAUAUCAGGAACAACACAUGUGCCAUCCACUUCCGAUGCAACUAGAACUAUGAAUGAAGCUAUUCAAGAGCAAUACACUUCCAUUCCCACCUUACCAAACACAGUCGAGUCAUCGGCGAUGCCUCAUGUCAAUAAUCACCAACAGGCUUACAUACAGACUAACAACUUGUUAACAAAUGGAAGAGCUGCAACUCUUCCCCAGGAUCCUAGAGCUUUGGUGGAGCGGGUCCAAAAAACCCUCAUUGAACUAGAACGAGUUGUACCAGAAUCAUCAGAAGAACAUUUCACCGAAAUAUCUCGCCCACAUCCCGUAAUUGAUGUACUAGAUGCUUUAUAUAGCUUGAUCAUUAGGACUGCACAAUCGCCCGACGCACUCGACAUAUUUAUUGUCGACCAGAUAUGCAACCUACUCUUCGGAGGUGCAGACCACCACUUAAUGAUAGAAUGUCUAGUUCACGUACUGGAAAAUAUAUGCCGGAUUGGUGGACGAACCGCCAGCCGUGUAGCUCUCAUGAUUGCACAUCAGCCAGGCGAAAAUUUAUUACGAGUCCAUCUAGCCGUAUCUCUUAUCAGGGCUGACUUAAUAGAUUGGCAUCGUAUCGACUCAGAGACUUCAAAAGCAAUAGUUCAAAGGAGGGAAGACUCACUCGACUUUUUUUCAAAUCUCAUAGAUGCUGUCCUUGUUAAUGAUAAUCCAAUUGCAUUAUUUUCCGAUUUUGCUAGUAGCUUGGAAGUAGCAUGGCAAUUGAUCGAGUCAGAUCCUACUUUAGAAAUUGGGCAGCAGCUUAAAAAGAAAUUAACCGCUUCUGGCCUAACAAAUAAUGUCGGAAAAAUGCAAGAAGAUACUCAGCUCACUCGAAUAGACCAGAUGCGAUACGUAUUCGAUGAAUGGGUUCAUUUGUGUGGCAACUCCAAUGCUUCGGAACAAGCAGUAUUCCAUUUCACCUCACAAAUGUUCCACAACCAAUUAAUUAAUAAUCGAGAUGACCUUUGCAUUUUUUUACGUUUAUCAGUCGAUGUUUCUGUCGAUCGCUUUGAGCAAUGUAUGCAAGUUAACGGAAAUAUUUACGGUGCAUAUGUACCAGUAGAUGCAUUAGCUAAGCUUAUAGCAAUUCUAGUCAUGCGACGGGAAGAAGAAUGGGAGGUAAAAGCUGACAAGGCCGCAUAUUUGAGAACAGCUCUUUCUAUAAUAACUUUAGUUCUGAACCAUCAUCAUGUUACACGAGGAGAAACAUUCAACCAAAAGGUUUUCUUUCGGCUUUUUUCAACCUUACUUUGCGAACUAAAGUCAAUGACUUCCAAGAUUACAGCCACGGAAAUUCAAGAACUAAUGUUGGUCUUUGCCAAAUUUCUCCUAGAUCUUCGCCCAAUUUAUUUUCCUGGAUUUCUUUUCGCUUACCUCGGUCUAAUAUCACAUCGUUACUUCUUACCUGUCAUUAUGGAGCUUCCAGAUCGGAUUGGCUGGAAACCUAUUGCCGAUGUGGUGGAAAAUUUGAUGGCCUAUGUAGCCGAACUUAUAAAACCAUUACAAAUAUCUCCGAUCUCGAAAGAGAUAUACCGUGGCGUUAUCAAACUAAUUCUUAUAUUUCACCAUGACUUCCCCGGCUUUUUGGCCGCUAAUCAUUCGAGGUUUUGUGCAAAUAUACCUCUCCAUUGUAUACAGAUGCGUAACCUAAUAUUAAGCGCUAAUCCAGCUUCGAAGCUUCCAGACCCUUUUCAACAGGGUUUAAAGGUAGAUCGUGUUGACGAAAUGCGUGAUUCGCCUGAAUCAAUGAACGAUGUUGAAGCACCUUUGAGACAAGCAGGCCUGCUAGAUAUCGUGAAUCAAGCACUUCAGAGCAGUCCAUCCGAGAAUGCUGUGGCCCACAUUGCGCAUGCAAUCCAGGGAAAUAAAAAAUACCAUCAAACAGGAGUUGGAUUUAUGCCCAUAUGCGCUAAUCUCAAGCUCAUAGGAUCGCUUGUAAUUUACAUCAGCAUAUUCUCAAUAAAUCAAGCAGCAUCGAAAGGUGGAUCAGUGUUUGUACCUACAUCCCCAGACGCGGUACUAAUCUCUAUGCUUGUUCAUGAGCUUCAGCCUGAAGCAAGAUACUUCUUUAUUGGCAGUAUGGUCGACCAGCUCCGGUUCCCAAACUCGCAAACCCAAUACUUUACACUUGCUAUUCUUGAACUUUUUGGUAAUGAUAUCAACGAUCAAGAAGAGACAGACAUCCGACAACAAGCCACCAGAAUUUUACUAGAAAGACUUAUCGGCCAGUGGCCACAACCUUGGGGUCUAAUUGUAGCAAUUCACGAGCUCAUAAAGAACGAGAAAUAUAUGUUUUUCGAACUGCCAUUUAUCAAAUCAACGCGGGAGGUUGCUGAGCGAUUCGCCACCAUUGCAAACCGCCACAUUUGA
Messenger RNA from Blumeria graminis f. sp. triticale, 6471 nucleotides. The record is from the annotation of a GenBank genome assembly. Lineage: Eukaryota; Fungi; Ascomycota; Leotiomycetes; Helotiales; Erysiphaceae.